AUGUACAGUGAUGGCAUAUUCAUUAUAAAACAUCAAGUGGUAAGAAAAUUUUUCUACAAAUCCGGGACAAAUUUUUUGGAGGAUAAUCGGAAAAAGGCAAUAAUGGCAAGAUUCGAGGCGGCAAACGUUCAAAGUCGGAUUGGUAUUGUUCAUCCAGUUGGUCUCGAUCAACAGCACUACCGAAUCUAUCCAACGCUACAAACUGGAUGUCUCUAA
Messenger RNA from Gongylonema pulchrum, 216 nucleotides. The record is from the annotation of a GenBank genome assembly. NCBI's taxonomy places the organism in Eukaryota, Metazoa, Nematoda, Chromadorea, Rhabditida, Gongylonematidae.